AGGAAAAUUGACGGUUCAAAAGAAAAUCAAGUUCUAUUGAGCGCGGUGAAGACUCGAGAGUCGGAAAGGGUUCUGCGGCUUGGGUUUUGUCAAGUGAAAUGGCGCAUCCUUGUUUAUUGAGGUUGCUGCGUGUAGCUGCUUCGUUUCAAAGUUCAGCGUGGCGCCGUUCCUAUGCCAAGUUGGCCUCUUCGUCUUGUGCGCAAGGGAGGAGGGAGAAACAGGUUGAAGUGGAAGCAGAUGAAGAUGUAGAAGAUUUCGCUGUGAGCUCCGGAAUCAGCAGACCCCUCUCUGAAAUCCUCAAGCAAAUCAACAAGAAAGUCCCUGAUGCCCUCGUCAAAUCCCGCCAUGAAAAUGGGUUUACAUCCAAAUACAUCCCCUGGCACGUUGUUAAUCGAAUUAUGAACUUGCAUGCUCCAGAGUGGUCUGGUGAGGUCCGAAGCAUCACAUACUCUGCUGAUGCCAAGUCUGUUUCUGUUGUUUAUCGUGUCACGCUCUAUGGAACUGAUGCUGAGAUUUUUAGGGAGUCUAUAGGGACUGCUUCGGUAGAUGACACAAGUUAUGGGGAUCCAGUACAGAAGGCUGAAGCAAUGGCAUUUCGUCGAGCUUGUGCGCGCUUUGGGCUUGGUCUUCAUCUUUACCAUGAAGAUUUGUCUUAGUGAGACAUAGUGCUUGUGCUUUGAAGAUUAUGGGCAUCUUUGCAGUUUUUUGGUGGAUGGAUGAUGCUUAUGGCUUAUUACCUUUUGUUGUUGAGGGUAUAUUUUAAACUGAUGCGACCUGGUUUCUUGAAAUGGAACUCUGGUGUUGUAUAUAACUGCCAUUCAAGCCUUCAUCCAUGUAAGCAAGCAAUCAUGUCAGAGUAGUUUCCGGUGAAAUUGUUGUAUUUUGGGUUUAUGUUUAAGUUCUAGCUAUACAUGUAACAAAUAUAAUCUUCUAUCCACUUUUAAAUUACGGAUCCUUCUAUGUAAAAGUACCAAAAUGUGGUAAAGUAUAUAGCAUCAAAUUUUCUGCCUGGAUUUGUUUGAGAUC
Molecule: messenger RNA, 1026 nt
Organism: Rosa rugosa (rugosa rose)
Lineage: Eukaryota; Viridiplantae; Streptophyta; Magnoliopsida; Rosales; Rosaceae
Product: DNA repair RAD52-like protein 1, mitochondrial
Exons: 4
Coding region: 99-656 (185 amino acids)
Biological process (GO): double-strand break repair via homologous recombination
Molecular function (GO): DNA binding
Source: RefSeq, a predicted model, not a curated record